This is a messenger RNA of Sclerotinia borealis F-4128, 1053 nucleotides long. NCBI's taxonomy places the organism in Eukaryota, Fungi, Ascomycota, Leotiomycetes, Helotiales, Sclerotiniaceae. The record is from the annotation of a GenBank genome assembly.
AUGGUAUCCACAAUAUUUCCCCAUCAAAUUCUCCAAACCUCAAGUGCGACGAUCACGACUUGGCUGCCGUUAUCUACAGCAUGGCCUUCUACAGCAGCGUGUUCGAGUCUGGUAGUUUUUGGUUCCGGGAAUGAUGCAAGGAAGCUCUUUGGAUGGGAUCCCUUGUAUCAAGUUGUUCGUGACACAGGUUCUCCCAGAUGUUUCGCCGACGAAAUGGCGAGUUGGUGGCUCGAACUAUCGAGUGUCACGAUAUCAUUGGGACCAAAUUUUAAUUGUCCUGCUGCGUAUAGCACCGUAGCAACUUCCGUCCAUAGUGCUGGAGUUACACAAGUCUUCUGUUGUCCCACCGACUAUAAACUCUCAGUUCUAAUUCCAUCCCACUCCUACGGCGACUACCCCACCCAAUGCAUGUCAACUCUCAAACCAGGAGAUGUACUUAAAUAUCAAACUCCCACCGACGGCAUCUACCAACCUGCCAGUUCAACCGUCAGCGAUACAGUAUUUGUCUACGGUGAACACAUCAACGGAUGGAACAUCGACGAUGCACUUUUCGCCUCCAUGACUGGCGGUUCACAAUCUUCAUCAAACACCGCAUCAACUACCUCGACUACUCCAACCACCACCACAAGUUCCUCCACAAAUGGAGAAGGCUUAGCCACCACCAAAACCCUAGAAUCUGCAACCGCCUCCUCAACCCCAAUAACCAGCAACAAAUCCAGCAAUACCUCCCCCGCACUCGCAGCUGGCGUAGGCGUCGCCGCAGCCAUCAUCAUCCUGGGUCUUGCGGCCGCUCUAUUUCUUUUCAUACGGCGACAACGACGCAAGAAGGAUGCCAAUCCCCACAUAAAUACCAUGAUGGAAAUAAAUUCCACCGAAACCUAUCCAUCUCAAUCCGCAUCCGCAUCCGCAUCCGUAUAUCACCCCAUCCACCCCGCAACCGAACUAUCCAACGAGCGACCUCUGCACGAAAUGGACGGAGGCAUACAUGUAGGAACAAAAGGAUACUAUGAUCCAACUCCGCGACUCAGACCACAACAUAUGUAUGAAAUGUGA